CACCGAGCAGAGAGGAGGGUAAACCCGACUUCCAGGCGCGAUGGAUGGUAUUCUGCUGCGCUAAGGUUUGCAGUCCGAGGGCGGAGAGGUGACCGCCAGCCAGGAGGGGAUCCCGGACCCCGGGGACUUACAGAGAGGGGUGUCAUUUCCAACUCUGACACUUACACCAGGGAGGGUUGACGCGGUGGAGCUGCCAUCGUUACCAAAUGGAUGCUUGCGCGUGAGGAGCAUACUAAUGACCGGCGCGCUGCGUCCUGCUGCCGAGCUGGUGCUGAUGCUGAUGCUGAUGCUGGUGCUGAUGCUGAGGUCACCUGAGGGGCCUGAGGAGAGAUCCCCUCUCCAUCCAUCCUGGAAUUAACAACCCCGAUCCUAAAAGAGCUUUUGUGUUCCCCAGAUCUGGAGAAGGGUGGAUAUAAUCCUCCCAAAAGCUGCAGAAAAGUGAUUCCCCUUUUUUUUUUUUUUUUUUUUUUUAAAUACCAAAAAUGGGCAACAGCUUCUCCAACAUCUCCGCCUUCCAGUCGCUGCACAUCGUCAUGCUGGGCUUGGACUCCGCCGGCAAGACCACGGUCCUGUACAGACUGAAAUUCAACGAGUUCGUCAACACGGUGCCCACCAUCGGCUUCAACACGGAGAAGAUCCGGCUGAGCAACGGCACGGCCAAGGGCAUCAGCUGCCACUUCUGGGACGUGGGCGGCCAGGAAAAGCUGCGGCCGCUCUGGAAGUCGUACAGCCGCUGCACGGACGGCAUCAUCUACGUGGUGGACUCGGUGGACGUGGACCGGCUGGAGGAGGCCAAGACCGAGCUGCACAAAGUCACCAAGUUCGCGGAGAACCAGGGCACGCCGCUGCUGGUCAUCGCCAACAAGCAGGACCUGCCGCGCUCGCUGCCCGUGGCGGACAUCGAGAAGCAGCUGGCGCUGCACGAGCUGACGCCGGCCACCGCCUACCACGUCCAGCCCGCCUGCGCCAUCAUCGGCGAGGGGCUGCACGAGGGCAUGGACAAGCUGUACGAGAUGAUAGUGAAGAGGAGGAAAUCCCUAAAGCAGAAGAAGAAGCGGUAACGACUCAGUGGCGUCAAUUCAGUCGAAGCUAAAGCUCUUCAACCUGUGAAGCUCUGCUGAACGACGCCCUGCAGGAUAUGAAAUAAAGAACAUUAUGUUAACCAAAUAUAUGAACAAAAAAUGCAAAUUAGACAGAGAAACGCAAGAGCUCAGGAGCAGAGUAAUAAACGGGCUGGCCCGUUCAUCUGCUGCUGCGGACCCUGAGCAAGCUGUGACUCAUGGACUCAGAUACGUUUUAUUUCCAUCCACAGGAUGUCUUUGUGGAAUCACAAGUUUAAUUUUGCACGUAGCAGGGGGGUCACUUGUGCCCUCAGCUCUUUUUCUUUCUUUUUUUUUCUUUUUUUUUUUACUGUUUGUUUCUUCAAACAGACAUCUGUAGUAUCAGUUGCUGAAUAUUAUGGGUGUCCUGCAGACUGACUUCUGGGAGCAUUGAAGUAGCCUUUCCUCUGCAGGGUGGACAGAGGACAGUGUACACUACUUUGCACUUUUCAUUCGCUUAAAAACAAAACAAAACAGUAGGAACCUACACUGUAUUAAAGAAUGGAGCAGAUCCAGGUUGUUUAUGUACCAAGAAGCCAAAACCGAAGUAUUUUUUGAAUAUUAAAAGAUUUUA
Cololabis saira (Pacific saury) is the source of this 1674-nucleotide messenger RNA. RefSeq names its product ADP-ribosylation factor-like protein 4C. Lineage: Eukaryota; Metazoa; Chordata; Actinopteri; Beloniformes; Belonidae. The record is from RefSeq and is a predicted model, not a curated record. Gene Ontology annotation, molecular function: GTPase activity; GTP binding. Gene Ontology annotation, cellular component: cytoplasm. The transcript has 2 exons. The coding region runs from base 483 to 1061 and encodes 192 amino acids. Gene Ontology annotation, biological process: endocytic recycling; intracellular protein transport.